This is a messenger RNA of Castor canadensis (American beaver), 189 nucleotides long. It is a transcript of the gene Defb121, whose product is annotated as defensin beta 121. NCBI's taxonomy places the organism in Eukaryota, Metazoa, Chordata, Mammalia, Rodentia, Castoridae. Gene Ontology annotation, biological process: innate immune response. The record is from RefSeq and is a predicted model, not a curated record. Gene Ontology annotation, cellular component: extracellular region.
AUGAAGCUACUUCUGUUGCUUUUGACUGUUAUCCUGGUCCUGGACCAGGUCACCAAAGCCACAAAGUGUUGGGGUACAUCAGGCAGAUGUAAAACAACAUGUAAGGAGACUGAAGUAUUCUAUAUAUUAUGCAAAACUGGGGAUAAAUGCUGUGUGAAUCCCAAGUAUGUUCCUGUCAAAUUGAAAUAA